Molecule: messenger RNA, 1716 nt
Organism: Pyricularia grisea
Lineage: Eukaryota; Fungi; Ascomycota; Sordariomycetes; Magnaporthales; Pyriculariaceae
Exons: 3
Coding region: 1-1716 (571 amino acids)
Biological process (GO): transmembrane transport
Molecular function (GO): transmembrane transporter activity
Source: RefSeq, a predicted model, not a curated record
AUGAACCAGGACGUAUCUUCGAACGAGAUUCUCAGACACUCAAAUGAGAAGAAACUGGUAUCUCCGCCGAGUAACAACACAGCACGUCUUGGGGACUCUGGGUCGGUAGAGCUGGCGCAGCCAAUGAGAUGGAGACUGGCAGCUCUCCUUGUCGGCCUGGUCUUAUCUCUAUUCCUAUGUGGACUAGAUGUUGUCAUUUUGGCGACAGCGAUCCCCAAGAUCACUAACGAAUUCGCAUCUCUCAACGACAUUGGGUGGUACGGCAGCGCCUUUCUGCUGACUUUAUGCGGAUUCGAUCUUAUUUUUGGCAAGCUCUACGCCAUCUUCUCCAUCAAAUAUACAUAUCUUAUCUCCAUUGCCGUGUUCUUAACUGGAUCUGCUAUCUGCGGCGGCGCCCGUACCUCCAAAAUGCUUAUCGCCGGCCGCGCCAUCGCCGGGCUGGGUACGGCAGGUAUCCUGACUGGGACCUUUGUCAUGAUUGGCAUUGUGAUACCCGCGCCACUCCGGCCAAUGUAUACGGGCAUAGUCGGUGCCGUUUACGGUGUGGCUUCGGUUAUUGGGCCUUUGCUGGGCGGCUUAUUUACAGAUAAGCUGAGUUGGCGCUGGUGUUUCUGGAUCAAUCUUCCCAUAGGAGCUGUUGCGAUACCGAUAAUAAUUUUUUUCUUGCACGCACCACCUGGCGCAGGUUUCGGACCCGAGGCAAAGACCUGGCCCCAGAAGCUGCAAAAACUCGAUCCUAUCGGAACCAUGCUCCUCCUCGUUUCGAUCACCGUUCUUCUGGUCGCCCUCCAAUGGGGCGGAGGCCUCUACUCCUGGAGUGACCCGAAAGUAUACAUGCUAUUUGUCACUUCUGGGAUCCUCGCGGCAGUAUUUGUGGGCGUCGAGAUCCGCGAGGGGAGCAACGCCGUCAUGCCAAUCUCGAUCGUGACCAAACGCACCGUGGCGGCCGGGGCCUGGCUAGCCCUCUGCAGCGGCGCAUCUGAUUUUGUCUUCCGGCAGUAUGUGCCCAUAUGGUUCCAAGCAAUCCAGGGCGUAUCUGCCGUGGACGCGGGAGUCCGCAGCAUGGCUAUGAUCCUUUCGACGGCCCUGUCGUCUGUCGCGGCGGGCGCGCUGACUUCGGCGACAGGCUACGCGAAUCCAUCCAUGAUAAUCGCGGUCAUACUAGCCACCAUUGCGGCCGGCCUAAUGACGACGUGGAACAUCACCACGACUCCGGCGCAGUGGAUAGGAUACCAGGUGAUGUACGGUAUAGGGGCCGGCCAGUGGAUGCAAUCGCCCAUCAUGGCAGUACAGGCGGUCUUGGACCCGGUGGAGCUGCCGCAAGGAACUGCCCUCGUCGUGUUCCAGUCGGCUUUUGGGGGCGCCAUAUUCAUCUCAGUAGCCCAGGCGCUCUUUGUCAACAUCUUCUCCUCGGGCCUCGCUGCCAAUCUGCCGCAGGUCAACGUCCAGACCGUCAUCGAUGGCGGUGCGACAAGCAUUCGAGAUCCUGGCGUGCUUCCUGAGGGGCUUUUGGAACCUGUUUUGUCCUUUUAUAAUCAAGGUCUUACCCAUUCCUGGUAUCUCGGAGUUGCAUUGGCAUUUGCCGCAGCGGUUGGGGCGCUUGCUGCAGAGUGGAAGAGUAUCAAAAAGCCAGAUGAAGAGGUCAAGGAUGAUGAAAAGAGCAACGGAUGGACCGAUCAGGUCAGAGAGACUCCUAAGGUUCCUACUGCUGAUUAA